AUGGUGUUCUCGCGCCGGCCGUCCAGGGACCUCAACGCUGCGAGCCAGACGCCCACGACGGCAGCAGAUGGGCUUGGGUUCCCAACCACGCAGUCGCUCCUCGAUGCGCUUCCCAGCCCCAAGCUCAAGGGCGACGGUUCGGCGUCCGGCAAGAAGUCGGUCACCGGCCAUGGCUGGGCUCCGAGACAUGGAGGCGACGAGGCGCUGCUGGUCGCAAAGGCGCUGAAGGCGCGUCCCGACCUGGCGAGGCGGGCUCGUGGCCUGGCCGAAUGCCCUCGCCUUCUCCUCGUCCUCGUUGGCUUGCCUGCUCGCGGCAAGUCCAUCCUCGCGGACAAGCUGGAGCGUUUCCUCAACUGGCGCGGCUGGAAGACCGGCGCCUUCUCGGCAGGCGCGUGCCAGCGAGAGGGACGGCCGCUGGAGGGCGAGGGCAGCGGCGGUGCCGCCUUCUUCGACAGCGCCAACGUGGGCUCGUCUGUGGCGCGUGGCAAGAUCGCAAACGCCGUGCUCAAGGAGGCGCUCUCCUUCCUCGACACGGGCGGCGAGAUCGCGAUCUUCGACUCGUCGAACGCCUCCAAGGACCGGCGCGCGAUGCUCUCCGAGAGUGUUCACGCCCACGGCGAGGCGACGGGCCGCCCGAUCGCGAUCGUGUUUGUCGAGUCGAUCCUCACAUCGCCGACGCUGCUGCUGGCAAACAUGAAGGCCAAGGUGCGCGCCAGCCCCGACUUUUACGCGCUCCACGAGCCGGCGGCGAUGGAGUCGCUCAAGCAGCGGAUCGUCCACUAUGAGCGCGACUACGAGUCCUGCUCGGAGGAGGAGGGGCCGUACAUCAAGCUCUUCGACCUCUCCUCCAAGGCGCAUGCCCCGCACCCCGCACGAGCCUCUCCCCAUCUUCUCUCCGCCCACAACCCCCACCCCCUCUGCUCCCCGACCCCGUCGCCUGGAAAGGUCGAGGCCUCGCACAUCUACGGCCGCGUCUCGUCGUCGGUCCUGCCCUACCUCCUCUCGAUAACCUUCGUUGCGCGCCCCGUCGCACUCGUCUCUGUCCCUGACAACGACGACACCGGCAACUUUGCUGCGGCGCUCGCAGCCUGGGCGGAGGACCACGCCGGCCCGCUCCAGGUGAUCAGCUCGACGCACCCGGCCGCCAUGGCGGCGGCGGCGAGGGUCGCGCAGGCCAAGGAGGCGCAGAGCCCGUCGCACGGCCGGAAGACCGCCUUUGCGUGCGACGAGCACGGCGAGCGGGGCUGGCCAGCAUCCUCCUGCCCAAGGAACGCAGCGUGCCACGACAUGUCCACGACAUGUCCCGUACGAGGGGGCGAGCAGGGGCUGGCCUCCGUCGGCCCUCCGAUCCACUUCGCCGAGCUGCUGCCGAGUAGCCUCGGCAGCGGCGACUCGCCCCCGACCAGCUUCGAGGAGCGCGCCGCCCUCGGCGCGGGCACGAGCCCCAAGGACCUCGUGCGCCGCCUCGAGCCAAGCGCGCCGCUGCUGGAGUCGCUACACGCCUCCUCCUCGGCCGGAGCCGCCGCCCUCGCCGACGACGCCACGUCGCUCGUCGAGCUCACGCCGUCCGACAAGAUCUAUGGCUUUGCCGAGAGCAUCGUGUCGCUGGCCCGCCGGAGCGGCAUCGUGGGAGCAGGCUCCGCCUGA
Molecule: messenger RNA, 1647 nt
Organism: Emiliania huxleyi CCMP1516
Lineage: Eukaryota; Haptophyta; Isochrysidales; Noelaerhabdaceae
Exons: 3
Coding region: 1-1647 (548 amino acids)
Biological process (GO): fructose 2,6-bisphosphate metabolic process; fructose metabolic process
Cellular component (GO): cytosol
Molecular function (GO): fructose-2,6-bisphosphate 2-phosphatase activity; 6-phosphofructo-2-kinase activity; ATP binding
Source: RefSeq, a predicted model, not a curated record